Messenger RNA from Cyprinodon variegatus (sheepshead minnow), 1342 nucleotides. It is a transcript of the gene esr1, whose product is annotated as estrogen receptor 1. The transcript has 6 exons. Bases 224 to 1342 code for a protein of 372 amino acids. Gene Ontology annotation, biological process: regulation of DNA-templated transcription. The record is from RefSeq and is a predicted model, not a curated record. Gene Ontology annotation, molecular function: nuclear estrogen receptor activity; sequence-specific DNA binding; DNA-binding transcription factor activity. NCBI's taxonomy places the organism in Eukaryota, Metazoa, Chordata, Actinopteri, Cyprinodontiformes, Cyprinodontidae.
UGUCAGAAUGAGAUUUGACCUCCAGUUCUGUUUGCUGUGUUAUGGUGACCUGGCUCUUAAACACACUGCAGUUAUUGAUUUGGCUGCAUCUUUAAUUUGUUUAUCCUUUUUUAAACCUUUCCACUGUUCCCUCUGAGUGAGCCCACCUAAAUGCCUGUGAGGCAGGCAGAGAGGAAGAGAGGGGGAAUUAGCCGCUGUUGUGCAGCAUAUGCGGGGAUGAUUCAUGUAUAAGAGGCAGAGCCAGGUGCAGAGCAAGCAGGAGUUCGGACCAGCACUCAGACCCAGGAUAAGCCCAGCCUCCUCAGAGCUGGAGACCCUCUCCCCGCCACGUCUCCCACCCUCACCCCGCGCCUCCCUCAGUGACAUGUACCCUGAAGAGAGCCGGGGCUCCGGAGGGGUAGCUGCUGUGGACUUCCUGGAAGGGACGUACGACUAUGCCACCCCCACCCCUGCCCCAACGCCUCUUUACAGCCACUCAAGCACUGGCUACUACUCUGCUCCUCUGGACGCCCAGGGACCACCGUCUGAUGGCAGCCUUCAUUCUCUGGGGAGUGGGCCGACCAGUCCUCUUGUGUUUGUGCCCACCAGCCCGAGGCUCAGCCCUUUUAUGCAUGCUCCGAACCACCACUAUCUGGAAACAGCCUCAACACCAGUUUACAGAUCCAGUCACCAGCCAGCCUCCAGAGAGGACCAGUGUGACACCCGUGACGAUGCAUGCAGUGUGGGGGAGCUCAGAGCAGGAGCCGGAGGGUUUGAGAUGGCCAAGGAGACACGAUUCUGCGCUGUUUGUAGCGACUAUGCCUCCGGGUACCACUAUGGGGUGUGGUCUUGUGAGGGUUGCAAGGCCUUCUUCAAGAGAAGCAUUCAGGGUCACAAUGACUAUAUGUGCCCGGCGACCAAUCAGUGUACUAUUGACAGGAAUAGGAGGAAGAGCUGCCAGGCUUGCCGUCUUAGGAAGUGCUACGAAGUUGGCAUGAUGAAAGGGGGUGUUCGUAAAGACCGCGGUCGUGUUCUUAGGCGUGACAAAAGACGGCCGGGCAUCAGUGACAGAGAAAAGACUGUUAAAGGCCCGGAGAACAGAGCUGCACCCCAUCAUGAUAAGAGGAGACGCAGCACUGCCCUUGGAGGAGGAAGAUCUUCAGUUUCCAGCCUGCCAUCUGAACAGGUUCUGCUCCUGCUUCAGGGUGCUGAGCCUCCAAUGCUGUGCUCCCGUCAAAAACUGAGCCGACCCUAUACUGAGGCCACCAUGAUGACCCUGCUCACCAGCAUGGCUGACAAGGAGCUGGUCCACAUGAUCGCCUGGGCGAAGAAGCUUCCAGGUUGGAUCGCAGAAAGCUUUUAA